GAUUGUAUACACCUGUGUCCAUGGAGGGGAUUGGAGAGCACCUGAAUCACAUGAUAUGGAGGGGAUUGGAACACCUGAAUCACAUGAUAUGGAGGGGAUUGAAACACCUGAAUCAAAUGAUAUGGAGGGGAUUGAAACACCUGAAUCACAUGAUAUGGAGGGGAUUGAAACACCUGAAUCACAUGAUAUGGAGGGGAUUGGAACACCUGAAUCACAUGAUAUGGAGGGGAUUGGAACACCUGAAUCACAUGAUAUGGAGGGGAUUGGAACACCUGAAUCACAUGAUAUGGAGGGGAUUGGAACACCUAAAUCAUAUGAUAUGGAGGGGAUUGGAACACCUGAAUCACAUAUGAUAUGGAGAGCGGGGCCAAUACUCGGCAAUAUAGUGUACAGUAUAUAUAGGUGG
Messenger RNA from Staurois parvus, 406 nucleotides. The record is from the annotation of a GenBank genome assembly. NCBI's taxonomy places the organism in Eukaryota, Metazoa, Chordata, Amphibia, Anura, Ranidae.